Molecule: messenger RNA, 2301 nt
Organism: Puntigrus tetrazona (Sumatra barb)
Lineage: Eukaryota; Metazoa; Chordata; Actinopteri; Cypriniformes; Cyprinidae
Gene: sigirr
Product: single immunoglobulin and toll-interleukin 1 receptor (TIR) domain
Exons: 9
Coding region: 145-1422 (425 amino acids)
Biological process (GO): signal transduction
Source: RefSeq, a predicted model, not a curated record
UCGGCGACAGACUCGCUUUAACCUUCCGCGUUUACAUGCAGCUGGUCAGCGAGACAUGCCGCCUUCUCCGGUCUCUGCUUGAGUUUCCUGACUUGAUGACACGAGCUGUUUUACUCGGAUCAAAGGAUUUAUGAGAGAACUGCGAUGUGGUGUUGUCUUUUGAUUCUCUAUCUCACAUGUCCCGCGUUUACUCGGACUGCGGAUCCGCUUUGUAGCAGCGUCCCAGAGUUCAAGCAUGAUCAAGCUCAGUCGGUUUCGGCGACGCUCGGUCACAGCGUGGUCCUCACCUGCGCGGCCUCCAUAGCCUUAAACCGCACCGACUCAGACUGCAAAGACCGCUUGGACUGGGUGAAAGAUGGCACACCGCUCACCAACCUCACCUACUCUGAAAAUGUAAAAGACUGGCUCCCUGACGAUGGUCACGUCAUUAAGAGCAGUGAAUUAACACUCACCCUGAACGCUCAGGCCGAUUUCGGGGUGUAUUUCUGCGUGGUGAGGAACAGCACAGCGGCGUUCAGCGUGAAGGAAUACAAGUCUCCGAGUCACACCGGGGCCGUGGUGGCGUCAGUGGUCCUGCUUCUGAUGCUCGCUCUGGCAGCGGUGGUCUACUCCAAGUGCCGGCUCGACUUUAAACUGUGGUAUAGGAACGUUUACGGAGAGUAUGAGCUCAACGACGGCAGAAUGUUCGACGCCUACAUCUCGUACGUCAAUAAUGAGAACGACAGGAAAUUUGUCAACUUCAUCCUGAAGCCUCAUUUGGAGAACAAGUACAGUCAUAAACUGCUGCUCAACGACGCAAACAUCCUUCCUGGAGCCGAGCCGUCUGCAGAGCUGCUGAUGAACAUUAGCCGUUGUCGUCGGCUGAUUGUUGUUCUCUCUCAGUCGUACCUGGAGCAGGAGUGGUGCACGACCAACUUUAGGCAGGGUCUGUGGCACUUGACGGAGCUGUCGAGGAAGCCCAUCUUCAUCGUAUUUCAGUCACAGCAGAAGCAAAUGAGCUCGGACAUCAGUCAUCAGCUCAGACAGCACCAGCCCCGAAUCACGACCCUCACCUGGGGCGCACACUCCAUGACCCCCUCUUCAGGCUUCUGGAAGGAGCUGGCCCUGGCGAUGCCGCGCAAGGUGACGUUUCACAGGGACUCUGCCGGCGAUCCCCAGACUCUGCUGCAGGGCGAUAAAGAUCCCAUGCUCACGCAGCAGCUCGAUUACCUGGACUGCAGACCGGACCCCGAUCCCGCGGGAGACCUGGGUUUGCGUUUGCCCAUCUACAAGACCCUUCCCUCCAGAGCUCCGGUGCUUCCUGCAGGGCCAGCUGUGACCGCUGAACCCAAACCCUCGGAGAUAGACGUGUCUGACCUCGGCUCGAGGAACUACGCCGCACGCACAGACUUUUACUGCCUGGUCACAGAGGAUGAUAUCUGAGACACACUCCUGGUUUUUUUUUUUUUUUUUGCACUUUUAAGUCACUUUUAGCCCAAUGAUUUCUUGUUACCGUCACCGCUUUUUGAGUUUUUUACGGUUAUGCGUGCACAAUUCUUUAAGCUUUUAUGCAGAAUGCAUACAUUUCAUGUACAGUCAUAGGGAUUUUGGUUCUGUAUAUAUUUUAGUAAAGUUGUGGAGUCCUUGUGAGUGUGAGUGCGUCUGUGUCUCCUUCCCUACUACUGUAUAUAGUGAGCAAAAACACUGUUCACGGCAUUUAAAAAAAAAAGUGGGUGCUCGACUAAUAAAUAAGGGUAACACUUUACAAGUGUUCCCAGAAUGUGUCUGUAAAGGUUUAGCGCAAAAUGCCCUACAGAUCAUUAUAUCCGUUUUGAUUGGAAGCAGAAACACUCACUUUGUAUUUUUAUUAACUAACAUUAACAAAGAUGAAUAGAUAAUGUACAACUGUGCCGUUCAUGUUAGUUAAUGCAUUAUGUUAACAAAUGACAACUUAUUGUAAAGUGUUACCAAAAUAAGUAGAGCCAUCUUUUAAAUGUAAAGUGUAAAAAAUUACGUUUAUUUUAAAAAGUGCACACUAUGCUAAAAACCGUAUAUUUGUAUUUAAAUAGAAAUCUUUAAAAACUGCAAUGAAAAAGCGUCACGGCCAUCAGUAAUACUCCAGAUGAAAGCACAAGGGGCGUAGUUCAUGUUAUAUAAAUGAUCAACUGUAUCUAAUCUCACUUCAUGUAGUUUGGAUUACAAUGUUUAUAGCUGUCACGGUACGGUUCAAAGAGAAGGAGCGCUAGACGAGAAUAAAACGCUUUAAGAGUUUUAAUAAUUUGCAAACAAUAAAAUAUCACUGCUGCAGGCCGGCUGCCACAA